Molecule: messenger RNA, 4138 nt
Organism: Brassicogethes aeneus
Lineage: Eukaryota; Metazoa; Arthropoda; Insecta; Coleoptera; Nitidulidae
Source: the annotation of a GenBank genome assembly
CCCAGCUGACAUGCCCACGUCAUAUAGACGUCGAUUUAAAGUAAUUAUUGGUCAUCGACGUCGACGACCUUUUAUCGACGUCUCUAAAACGUCGUAUUUGAGACGAACUAUAGACGUCACUAAGAGAGCGUCGAUGUGACGUACCUUUGAGGUCUGUAUUUACAUGUUUUAAAAAGUCUCUAAGAAAACGUCAAUGUGACGUAGGUACUAUGGUAUACUAAAGACUAUAAUUAGAGGUCUUUCAAUUAUGACAUAAUCGCACGUUAAAUGCUUCAAUAUUCAAAUCUUUUUAUAUCAUGUAAACUUUUAAUUUAUUUGGGAUCGGCAGUUAAUCAAGUUUUGUAAUUAUUAUUUUAUAAUUUUUCAAUGCGCAAAUUAAGAUAAUUAAUAUAGCAAAACUUAAUUAUGCUUUAUCAAAAUAUUAGUACGUUUCAGGAUUUCUGCACACAAAUUUAAAUAUGCCGCGCCGUCGUGGUAUUGGUCGUCUCGCGGAAAAACUCUUUCCAAUGGCGAGUCGGUAACGCCAAACCACGCCACCGCCAUUUUUAACAUAGGUGCUUGUGUUCUGUGCAACUGGUGAUUCAACAGGUUAUCUUUUAUUUAUAGUGUUUCCUAAAAAGCUAGUGUUUAUAGUUUUGAAUUUUGUUCUAUGGCUUGAUGGCUUUCAUAGGAGUCGAAUUUACCAAGGAAGAAGAUGGGGGCGGUUUAGGCAUUGUUCAUUACAAAUGGCUAACACCAAGAAAAUCAGAGUGUUUUUGGCCGCCUUUUAAAACCCAAACUAAGUACGAAAAAGUUUUAAAACAGGGCACAUCUCCGGAUGAACAGCAGUGGAAAUUAUACAAGGUGCACAGAGUUUUUUUUGAAUGUGAUGAUUUAGAUAAAGCACGAGAGAAACUAAAAAAGGCAGAAGUUACCUCUGACUUGCAGAGUGACAACGAUAUCGAAGAGGUAGUUGAGAGGGGAAAAAGAAAAUGUUUUGCCCCAAGAAGGCUAUAUGAUAGUGGACCUGACAGCAGUGAUACUGAAGAAAGUGUAUUGCCAAGUCCUCCACCUGUUAUUGUUCCAAAGCGUAAAAGAACUACUUCCUCAUUAAUUGAUAGGAUUUUUGAUAGAAAAACUCCACCACCCAGUUCCCCACAAUUGUCUUCAGCAGAAACAAUUUCAGUUCAAUCAGUCUCUAGCAAUGCUUCAUCAUCUCAGCUGUUUGGAUCGACGUCAAGUAAGGACAGCAACCCUUUAGGUCUAGAACUUGGUCUUUUAAGAACUGUCAAUUACAUUAAAGAACAGAAUACAGAAAUAUUAGGAAUUUUAAAAAAAACUCCUGUUCCGUCGCCGUCGUCGACCUUUAGUUUGAGUGGUCUACCCACAGAAUUGCCUGCAGUAUCUGAAGAAAAUUUGAAAAGCCUUGAAAAAUUCUUGGAGACGGAGGAUAAUCUAAAUAAUUUUGUAAUAAUGCUUCACUGUAAAGACGUAGUGAGUCAAACCAAUAACUGUCUUCGUCGUGUGCUUAGCAACAAACUAGCGUGCAGCUACAGCUUUUUUGGAAAACGUGGAGAAAAGAAACCAUUCAGCUCUUUAAAAUUCAAAAAGUGUUUAGUUGCUGCAAUAUUAAAAAAUAUUCCACACUCCAAAGAAAAAGAAGUAGAAGAUUCAAUAAAAAAUUGGCUCAAGCAUUCACCGCAGCGGUACCGCAACGAGUGUUUGAAGCUAGAUAAAUAUAAUUAAAAUGAAAAAUAAACCAGUGGGCAAACGCCAAAUGUAUCGGCGUAUAAAAAGAGCUGUGGAGAAUACGGUAAGUGACAUUAGACGCACCCAUUUUUUACAGAAUUCCUUAUCAAAUUCAUGCAAUACAAGCAAAGUUGAAAGUCAAAUUAAAAAUUUAAAUUUAAUAGUUCAAGAAGUGAAUCCAUUGUGUGAGGUUAUAAACAUUGUAGAGCCUGAUAAUAUUUUGUCAUUAGAUGAGGCAGAUGGAAGUGCUGAUUACGACUCAUUUGAUAAUUCUGUUAGCCUCGAAAAUACUACCAGUACUAAUACAGCAGUUACGGUUUCGAUUAAAGACGUGACCGCUCUCCCAGAUAGCUUAAAAUAUUGGGCAAACGAAAACAAAAUCCCUAGGGUAGCAUUGAGCAAACUUUUACGAAUUUUACAGCCUUACCAUUCUGAUAUACCAAAGGAUUACAGAACAUUAUUAAAAACCCCUGGCCAUAUAAAUACAAAAUUAUUACAAACUGGCGAAUACAUUCAUUAUGGGUUGGAAAAUGCCUUAAAAAAAUUUCUUUUACAUACAAAGUACAAAUCAUUUUCUUUCAAAAUUGCCUUCAAUAUAGACGGAAUUCCAUUAUUUAAAAGUACAAAAACCAGUUUAUGGCCAAUAUUAGGUUUAAUAAAAAAUGCAAAUAACAGCACACCUUUUGCAAUUGGUAUUUUCUGUGGUUCAUCAAAACCUUCACCGUUAAAUGAUUAUCUUCAAGAGUUUUUGAAAGAAUUAAUUCACUUAAUGAAAAAUGGUCUUCAAUAUAACAAUAAAAAUUAUUCAGUACAAAUACAUAGUUUUAUAUGUGAUGCUCCGGCGCGAGCUUUUAUAAAAUGCGUUAAAAAUCACGGAGGUUACUCCUGUUGUGAAAAAUGUACCGUAAAAGGGCAAAGAUAUAUGGGAAGAGUAAUUUACAAGGAUUUAUCAGCUUCUAAACGAACUGACCAAUCUUUCUUGCGUCGAAUAGAUAAGGAGCACCACUUGGGGAGAUCGCCAUUAGUUAAACUUAAUAUUGGUUUAGUUACAGUUUUUCCAAUCGAUUACAUGCAUAAUCUAUGUCUUGGGGUAAUGAAAAAGCUUUUGAACGCUUGGGUGGAUGGGUCGCGUCCAACUAAAUUUUCUAAGCAGUCGGUAGAGGAAAUAUCAACCUACUUAGUAUCUUUACAAAAACAUAUUCCUAUGGAGUUUAAUCGGAAACCCCGUACUUUAGCAGAUAUUGCUCGCUUUAAAGCGACGGAAUUCCGCAUGUUUUUGCUAUACUUAGGUCCUUUAGCUUUGAAAGAUGUUGAUAAAGCAAUAUAUCAAAAUUUUCUACUGCUGCAUUCUGCUGUUACAAUAUUGAUUUCGUCUAAACAUAUAAGUAAUUUAGGUACCCAGUUAGCUCAUAGUUUUUUAACGACUUUUGUAAAACAUUGCCAGCGCCUGUAUGGACCGCAGUUUGUAAUUUACAACGUACACCUUCUGGUUCAUUUAAAAGAUGAUGUUGAUAAGUACGGUCCAUUAGACAGUUUCUCAGCAUUUCCCUUUGAGAAUUUUCUAGGCCAAUUGAAAAAGUUGGUAAAAUCUUCAAAGCUUCCGUUGCAGCAAAUAAGUAGACGAUUACUAGAAACCGAUAACUGUUUUAUUAGUACCCCCGACGUUUAUUUGGAUCUUUUAAAAUGCGAUCUUGAACACACUUAUGGCCCUUUGAGUACCAACGAUUAUCAUAACGUUAAACAAUAUAAAAAAGUGUCAUUUCAACAUAUUACUGUAACAACUAUUUUUUAUUCUCAAGCUGAUUGUUACUGCAUGAUUGAUGACAAAAUAAUUGAAAUUCAUAACAUCUUAAAAAGGGAUGAUGGGUCUGUUUUUAUUCUGGGAAAAGUGUUUUCUACUUUAAAACCUUUAUUUUUAUAUCCGUUUAAUUCACUUCAAUUGCAUAUAGCUGUAAUAGACGAUUUAUGCAAAGAAUUUUGUUUAUGUGACCCCUGUAAAUUACAAUGUAAAUGCAUAGUCCUUCCUUUAAAAAAUGGGUCCGGUCGUUGUGCUUUACCAAUAUUACAUUCACUUGAAAAGAGUACCUAAGCUCCACAGCUCAUGGAUUACGUGCAAAAUAGUACCAAAUAAUGUUUUAUUUUUUAUUUUAAAUGAAUGUGUGUGUAUUACUGUGUAAAUGCUAUUUAAAAGAAUGGUUAUUUUUUAUGAUUUUUUUAAAAGUGUAUUUUGUUUUUUAAUAAAAAUAUUUUAUGUCGAUUAAUCGUUUUUUUUUUGUUUCUAAAUAACGUCAUAAACACGUCAUAAACUAGAAAAUAUAUACGUAGUUUUACGUUAUAAUAUGACGUUAUUCGACGUCCCCUACUAGACGUCUAUGGGCUGUGACAUUUUCACGUCCUUUUUUCGUAAUUU